Messenger RNA from Candidula unifasciata, 381 nucleotides. The record is from the annotation of a GenBank genome assembly. NCBI's taxonomy places the organism in Eukaryota, Metazoa, Mollusca, Gastropoda, Stylommatophora, Geomitridae.
AUGCCGGGUGUGACAGAUACCCACAGGCCUUAUGUAGAGAAGACUACUGUGGCGGUUGUAAUGCCAGGUUCUAUGACGGCAAGAAGGAAGUCACCAGCGAGUGUUCGCUGUGAGUACUCUGCCAACAUAUGGUGCCUUGCAUGUGUGUGCACGUUCCUGGGGUCUAUCACACACAGACUACUAGGCAUUGACAUCAUUAGAGAGGGCAAUAAUUCUACUGGACAUUACAGGACAGCAACAUGCAACCACUUGCGCGCACGCACACACACACUCACACACAUGCGCUGUUGGCAUAAGAUAUUUGAAAACGCAUCAUACACCCAUUCUCUUACACAUAUACACAGACGAUGCCGACAUAAAACAGUUGAAAGCACACCAUAA